ACCUUUCAUUAUACACCGCCGUCACUCACCGGAAAAUUAAAUUUUCCGGUUAAUUAAUUCCGGCAACUAAUUAUUUAAUCUAUUUUAACACAAUGAGCUGCGCACAUGUAGACACAUUGAUGUCGGAUUUCUUAAAAAAGUCCGGCGGCGUUGCGGUAAUUGACGGCGGACUAGCGACGGAGCUUGAACGGUACGGCGCUGAUCUUAAUGAUCCGUUAUGGAGUGCUAAAUGUCUUGUAAACUCUACUCACCUUAUUCGUCAGGUACACCUUGAUUAUCUUGAAGCUGGUGCAGAUAUAAUCAUCACAGCAUCUUAUCAGGCAACUAUUCAAGGGUUUGAGGCUAAAGGCUAUUCUUCAAAAGAUGGCGAGAUUAUGCUUAGAAGAAGUGUGGAAAUAGCCUGUGAAGCUAGGGAUGUAUAUUAUCAGAGAUGUCGUGAAUCUUCCAGUGAAUAUACCGGUGAUGGUAGAAUUUUCAAGCAUCGUCCUAUUUUAGUGGCCGCAUCUGUAGGUAGUUAUGGAGCGUAUCUGGCUGAUGGGUCUGAGUACAGUGGGGACUAUGGUGAGGCGAUGGAUUUGGAAUUCUUGAAGGAUUUUCACCGAAAAAGAGUUCAAGUUUUAGCUGGAUCUGGGGCUGAUCUGAUUGCAUUUGAAACAGUGCCAAAUAAGCUAGAAACACGGGCUUUUGCUGACCUUCUUGAAGAAGGCAUAAAUAUUCCUGCAUGGUUUGCCUUUAAUUCUAAAGAUGGUGUAAAUGUGGUCAGUGGUGAUUCUUUGGCCGAAUGCACAACAAUUGCUGAUUCAUGCAACAAAGUUGUUGCUGUAGGAAUCAACUGCACCCCUCCUAGAUUUAUUGCUGGUCUGAUUUCAACAAUGAAAAAGGUGACUAUAAAACCAAUACUUAUAUAUCCUAAUAGCGGUGAAAGUUAUGAUGCUCAAGUAAAGCAAUGGGUGCAAAAUACUGGAGUUCCAGAUGAAGAUUUUGUUUCAUAUGUGAACACAUGGUGCGAGAUGGGCGCAUCUCUUGUUGGAGGAUGCUGCAGAACUACACCCGACACCAUUAGAGCCAUUCAUCGGACACUUCCCAGCAGAUCUGUUUCUACACCCCUCGUUGAAAAUCUUCAAACUGAUUCUGGACGUGUUAUGAUCAAAACCAUAUAGAGAUUGGCUAGUAUGUCCUAAGUUUUGAGCUUAUUAAUCAUAUAGUUCCAUUUUAGCAAUAUAAACUAGUGUAAACAAUGUUUACUGAAUAAUAUCAAGGCACUAAUCUACAUGUUACAAUGUUA
Erigeron canadensis is the source of this 1285-nucleotide messenger RNA. Its product is annotated as homocysteine S-methyltransferase 2-like. The transcript is spliced from 7 exons. Lineage: Eukaryota; Viridiplantae; Streptophyta; Magnoliopsida; Asterales; Asteraceae. Gene Ontology annotation, molecular function: S-adenosylmethionine-homocysteine S-methyltransferase activity; zinc ion binding. Gene Ontology annotation, biological process: S-methylmethionine cycle. Bases 93 to 1160 code for a protein of 355 amino acids. The record is from RefSeq and is a predicted model, not a curated record.